CACCAGGAGGAUAAAAGCAGGAGCCAAGCGCAGCCGCUCACUCAUCUGACAAGCUUUGCCAAGAUGAAGGUGCUUCUAUUCUUGGGCAUCUGCUUUCUUGCAGCCGUGGCUGUGCCCAGCGCCGAAGGCAGGCGAAUGGAGAGAUGCUCACUGGCUCGAAUGUUCAAGAAGGAAGGCUUUGACAACCUUGUGGGCCGUAGAGUGGCUGAUUGGGUCUGUCUGGUACAACAUGAGAGUUCUUACAACACCAGGGCUGUCAAUGUUAAUAGUAACAAGAGCCGCGACUAUGGCCUCUUCCAGAUCAACAGCAAAUAUUGGUGUGAUGACGGAAAGACACAAGGUUCUAAGAACGCCUGUCGUACUAAAUGCAACAAAUUCCUAGAUGAUAACAUUGAUGAUGACAUCCGGUGCGCCAGGAAAAUAGCACAGGAGGCCAAAGGGCUGACUCCUUGGGUCGGUUGGAAUAAGCACUGCAAAGGGAAGGACCUUUCUCAAUAUGUCAGGGGCUGCUUCUAGUCCAGAAACUCUGAAGACAGCAUUGUUGAGGGAGAAUGGAAAUUUCAAAGCAGUGGUGGCAAUUGAGUGUCGGGAGAAAAUGGAAAGAAAAAAAGAAUGAAUAGCACCAUGUAUUCAAGCAAAAGAUCGUGGCAUUUGUGAACCAAUCAAACAUGCGGGAUGGGCUGAGCCAAUCCAUGGCUCCUUCCAAAUCUUUUAUGGUGGAAUGUGUGCAACUUUUUGGUGAUUAAUAAAAAAGAUGUUGUUCCUUUA
Molecule: messenger RNA, 768 nt
Organism: Anolis sagrei ordinatus
Lineage: Eukaryota; Metazoa; Chordata; Lepidosauria; Squamata; Anolidae
Product: lysozyme C-like
Molecular function (GO): lysozyme activity
Source: RefSeq, a predicted model, not a curated record